Molecule: messenger RNA, 633 nt
Organism: Caenorhabditis elegans
Lineage: Eukaryota; Metazoa; Nematoda; Chromadorea; Rhabditida; Rhabditidae
Source: the annotation of a RefSeq genome assembly
UCAACUCAAUCAGGCACCAAAUACGAUCUUCACGAGGAUCUUGCCGGAAAAACGUACAUCGUAACCGGCGCCACGUCAGGAAUCGGGACUGCAGAAGAACUGGCAAAACGUAAUGCACGUGUCAUUAUGGCUUGCCGGUCCUGAAUACCAGGAACAAGCAGGUAUACUGCCGUCAAUGCGAUUUGGAAGAUUUUGACAGUAUCCGAACGUUUGUUCAAAAGUUGUCCAAAGGAAAAUUCGAAUUGGAUCGAAUUGAUGGAAUUGUGCAUAAUGGGGCGAUGAUGCAGAGUGAACGGGCUGUAAAUAAAGUAAAAACUCGAUUUUUUGGCCUGAAAAUUCAAAAUUUCGCGGUUUUUGACCUAAAAAUUCGAUUUUCUGGGUUAUUUUUUGGGGAAAAUCGGUUUUUUUCGAGUUUUCUCGAUAAAAAUGACAAAAACGAGAAUUUUGAUGGAAAAUUCGAAUUUCUGGGUCAUUUUUGAUGGAAAGAAGUGAAAAAUUACGGAAAAUGCCAUACUUUCCGAUUUUUUACGAAAAUAAUAACUUUCGGAAAAAAAACGAAAAAUCUUGAUUUUCCACCGAAAAUUUUGAAUUUCUCGCAGUUUUUUUGAAUUUUAGUGCAAAUUGUCGUGAAAU